UAUAACUCAGCCUGGGUGUUAAGCGUGUGCAGACCAUACAUCAAAGAUCAACCAAGAACUCGGUAGAACAAACCAAUCAAGUAAGAGCAGUUCGAUCGAUUCAGCCGCGGCUAAGACUUCGACGAGGAUGAUUAAGGUUCCGCAAGUCGCGUUCCGUCGGGUUCUUCCACUAUUUGUUCACCGAAACGAACAGUUUUCUAUUGUUUCCCAACAAUUCACGACCAACUGUGUCCGCACCGCCGCCGUUUCCGCUGCAAUCACUACAACAACCGCCACUUGUGUCCGUAGUAAGAGUAGUAAUGUUUUGAAAUUUAGUUAUGUUAAUGGAAGAUCCUCAAAUUGGGGUUCAAGUCGGAACAUGUGUGUUAGAGCCACUCAAGUGAAUGACUCUGGAUCUAUCGAUUCCCCGCUUAUGCAGUCAAUGGAGAACAAGAUUAAGGAACAAUUAGAAGCACAAUCUGUAUCAGUAAAAGAUGCUUAUGGAGAUGGACGACAUGUUAGCAUUGAUGUUGUUUCUUCUGCCUUUGAGGGACAAACGGCUGUUAAUAGGCAGAGGAUGGUGUACAAAGCUAUUUGGGAGGAGCUACAGAGCACAGUCCAUGCAGUGGAUCAGAUGACAACCAGAACACCCGCUGAAGCAGAAGCUCAGAUCUCGUAACUCUAAAAGUUUGUCCAACCCUUAUCUUUGCCAAUAAAUGUCUUACAAUUAAAGUAUGCACUUAUUAUUCCCUUUCAGCAAUUGAUUAAUGGCACAAAUCUUAUGUUCGAUCUUUCAUUCAAGAUUGGUGGUCAAGGAAUCAACCUGUGUUUUUUUU
Messenger RNA from Cucurbita moschata (crookneck pumpkin), 815 nucleotides. RefSeq names its product protein BOLA4, chloroplastic/mitochondrial. The record is from RefSeq and is a predicted model, not a curated record. The transcript is spliced from 3 exons. The coding region runs from base 128 to 658 and encodes 176 amino acids. Lineage: Eukaryota; Viridiplantae; Streptophyta; Magnoliopsida; Cucurbitales; Cucurbitaceae.